This is a messenger RNA of Gymnodraco acuticeps, 2208 nucleotides long. It is a transcript of the gene pip5kl1, whose product is annotated as phosphatidylinositol-4-phosphate 5-kinase-like 1. The coding region runs from base 120 to 1478 and encodes 452 amino acids. Gene Ontology annotation, molecular function: phosphatidylinositol kinase activity. The transcript is spliced from 10 exons. Gene Ontology annotation, biological process: phosphatidylinositol metabolic process. Lineage: Eukaryota; Metazoa; Chordata; Actinopteri; Perciformes; Bathydraconidae. The record is from RefSeq and is a predicted model, not a curated record.
CACACACACACACACACACACACACACACACACACACACACACACACACACGGAGACAGGACAGACGGAGCUCAGCGGCCACGCGACCCUCUCAUCUAAAGUCCGUGAGCGCACUGAGGAUGGAGAUGUCAGCGGCUGACGGUGGCCUGGGGAGGUCUGCCCACCGCCAGCGCUCUGGCACGGUGAAGAGGAAGAGGUGGGGGGGUUUGAGGCAGCAGUGGAAGCUUCUGGGCCUGUUUGAGAUCGAUGAGCAGCACGAGUUCUACAGCCUGACCUGCAUGAUGAAGGAGGGUCUGGCAGCAGCCUCCCAAAGAACCAUUGAUAAUGCACCAAGAAAUGAACUGUCUGAUGAGGAUUACAGAUUAGAGGUCACUCAGAUUCAUAAGGACUUCACCAUGGAGACCUUUGCGGGCCCGGUGUUCUCCCUCUUGCGGGGGGCUCUGGGGGUCUCGGAGCAGGAGUACCAGCAGUCUCUGAGCUCCAGCAGCUGCUACCUGCAGUUCAUCAGCAACUCCAAGAGCAAGGCCGACUUCUUCCUCACGAAUGAUAAACGCUUCUUUUUGAAGACGCAGAACAAAAGGGAAAUCAAAUUCCUUCUGAGCAACCUGAAGAUCUACAUGGAACAUCUGAAGAGAUUCCCCCACUCACUGCUGGUCAAGUUCCUAGGUGUUCAUCGGAUCAAAAUCCCACACAGGCGGAAGAAAUACUUCAUUGUAAUGCAAAGUGUGUUUUAUCCUGAUGAUCGACUCAAUGCCAGGUACGACAUUAAGGGCUGCGAGGUGAGCCGUUGGACGGAGCCUGCGCCGGAGGGGAGCCACAUCAUCGUGGUUCUCAAAGACCUCAACUUUGAAGGGCAGUACAUCUCUCUGGAGCGGCAGCGGGCCUGGCUCCUGCAGCAGGUGGAGAUCGACACACACUUCCUGCGGAGGCUCAAUGUGCUGGACUACAGUCUCCUGCUGGCCCAUCAGCCCUUGCACCAUGACGAGCGCCACCAGAGUCUCUCCUUCGCCUCCCUCAUCAUGAGAGCCAAGAAAUCUGUGAAUCCAGGCUCCAGUCCCAUCUACCCAGGCAUAUCUGCGGUUCCCGGGGAAGUCCAAGAAGACGGCUCCACCUUACUCUUGUCUGAAACUGCCGACAACUAUUAUAGGCAGUCUCAAGUGGGAGUUGCAUCAAGUGGGGGAUCUCUCCAAACCUGCCCAGAGCAUGCAGGGCCAGGAAGUGACACAGCUGAGCUCCCAGAAUUCAAAGCCCAAAACCGACGUUUACUACCCAAUCUAAAGAAUCCCCUUUAUGUCAUCGAUGGGCCUGAGCAGCGCUACUUCAUCGGAAUCAUUGACAUUUUCACAGUUUACAGCUUCAGGAAGAGGCUUGAGCAUUGGUGGAAGAGGCUGAGACACCCAGGCCGGUCCUUCUCCACCGUCAGUCCACAGGCGUACUGUGUCAGGCUCUGUCACUGGGUACAGGAUCAUACCAAGUAGACCUGGAUCCACCCAGGUCCUUGAGCAUCAUCUGCAUCUGCUCCAUGGUUCCAAUCCUUUCCCCUUCUCACCUGCUCAAAACACAUCUUCGCAUUAUAUUUUGUGUCUUAUGUAGACAUUUUUAACGUGGCACAAGUAUAAUUUCAUAGACAGCAUAUUAUUUUUGUUAGCAGUUAUUCCAAAUACAGUUCAGGACAAGGGCUUCCAAACAUGCCUAGUGUGAUGCUUGUUCUAAUAUAAAAAGGACUUCUGAUGGGCAUGAAGACAAACGUGACAUCUGCUUCAAAGGCUCUUCAUGCACAUGUCUGCAUGUAUUUCCACACCCUAUUUCAUCAUCGUUAAAGGGUUUAUCCAAUAUUGUACUUUAUUUUUCGCAAGCAAAAAUGAUCCUAAUAGUAUUGGCUGUAUGCUUAAUCUCUUAACAUGAAGAUGUUAAGGAAAAAAAGAUGUAAAACAUGUCACCAUCCAGCACCACAGAAUGAAGUACAUUUUCCAGACGUGUACAAUGGAAAGAUAUAAUCACAAAGUUGUCUGUAUGUGCUUUAAUGCCAGGAAUCUCUCUAGCUAUUUUUAUCUUAUUAUAAACUGUUGAUCAUACAGUAUAAUUGGAUAAAAUACAUGUAUUCCCACAGUAUCCUGACUAGUGCUGCGUACCUGGUCCGGACUUAUAAGUCCGGACCUGAACACAUGGCUUGUGUCAAGUUGUGUGAGUAACUAAAGUGAACUUAUU